Molecule: messenger RNA, 3201 nt
Organism: Daldinia vernicosa
Lineage: Eukaryota; Fungi; Ascomycota; Sordariomycetes; Xylariales; Hypoxylaceae
Product: mitochondrial inner-membrane-bound regulator-domain-containing protein
Exons: 3
Coding region: 121-2628 (835 amino acids)
Cellular component (GO): mitochondrial inner membrane
Source: RefSeq, a predicted model, not a curated record
AAUUAAGAAGUAGACUAAAAAAAAAAAAGUUGAAGCGAAAUAUUUUAUUAUCUACAAUCUUUCAUUAUCCACGAUAUUAUAUUCUCUAGUAGAGAUUGAAGAUCUCUUUACUCCUUCUUCAUGCUAGCCACGAGGGUGACUAGCGGCGCAAUCUGUCUAAGAUGCCGACUGCGUCUUCUUCAUCGGAGCGCUCAACCUUUUCAAGCCUCCAGUCGCAUAACCAGAACCCAGCAUCCAACCCUGAGGCGCUUUUAUGGAGACUCAACCUCCCGUUCCCUCGACAAUGAUUUUGCCCCCGAAGAUGAGGACGUGGAUUCGAAAUAUGAAAAUGAAGCGCGAGGUAGGAGGCGUGAACAUGGCGCAAGACAUGGCAUCAAGACCAAGACCUUGACCCUCCACAAGAAACGCCUUUCCCGCGAUCGCGUCCUCGAGGAGGCUUCAGGGAUUCUUGGUACCGAUAUGCUGGGCAAGCCUGCCUCUGUGAUUAUUAUGAAGGACAAAGGACUGCGUCGAAAAAAAUAUAAUCCUUCUGCCCCCGAUGAAUCCGAUGAUAAGCCUGACAACCGGCCUGCAAAUCUCGAGGCUCUGCUCGACCUCCAGCGUGAAACGCCAACCGCAGAGGAAGUCCAUGACAAUAUUCAUAGUCUAAAACCAAAAUCAUAUAAUACUAUGCCGGAAAGGGACUUCCGCAAGCUGCAAGCCGAGCUAAUGGACGGCUUUCUGAGUAACCAGCUUCAUGAUUAUCUCAAGGAUCACAAGCAGGAUGGCCGUUCACCCAAAUUCGACGACUUGGCAAAUACAACGUCGAUUAAGUUGAAGAGGUAUAGUUGGAUCAGAGAGAUCAGCCCAUGGGUGCCAUUAAACCCCCAUUCAGACCCCGUAGAAGGUGGCAAUAUUAGCCUGCAUGGAUACGCAACGGAGUCGACCACUCUAAAAGAGGAACUCGCACUACGAAUCAUGCGUGAAUGUUGGGGUCUUUCGAUUGCAGAGCUCGAUGCCGGGCUUGGCGAAAUAAACAUCAAAAUUCGAAAUGCUACGUUUCUUCUACUCAUGCGUGGUACUCGACGAUGGGUGGCAUUUAUGGACCACAUAUCGCUAGACCCUGGAGAGAAGAUCGAGGCGUUUCGGAAUAGAAAGACUAUACGCAUCGUGGCGACAAAAACCAAGGCUUUAACAAUAGUACAAGGAUUGUCCAAGAUGAUCAAACAUAUCGCCGAAGCAAACUAUCCGGCCGACUUCAUCUCAUCGGAACCCCUCGACGAAGCGGUACUGGAAGAGGUAGGACGUAUCACAAAUACAUACGUCAGGCUAAACCAGAUUACCAGACACUUGAUCGUAACUUGGAUGGAAUCCGAAGAACAUACUUCGGAAGGUCCUAUAGGCCUAAGAUCCCCAGGCGAUGAAGUCUUCCGUCUACUCCUUACCGCUUUCAAACCACAACCAGCAACGACAGCCACGCUCUUGGCAGCGGACUUGGAAAGUCAGGCCACGGGUAGGUUUGUUAUGAAUACUGCAAAUAAAGAAAAACUGGGAUGGAAUGACAGAACGGGUGUGUGGGCUCGUUACAUACUGCCAGUAGCAUCCGAGGACAGCGAUCUGGAAGUAAUGGAACAACUUGACAGACUUGACAGACUUAGGCUCCCCAUUGUACCACAGCCCGAAUUACCCACUUCCAAUGAGCUCGAUAUACCUGAAUCGGAUGUGUUACUGUCACCUUACGAUAGCGUGGAAUGGACGAAGGAGUCCCAAGUAUCAACUGUAGCGCAAUUCGGCUCUUUGCUACACGCGAACAACCCCUCUGGCUCACCUCCUAGUCUACCUGACCUCUUGACUGCCAACCACCCCCGAGUAUUCGCCGCUGCCACGCCGCAUGCUAUUCAGCUUACCAAGUUUAAUAAUGCGACCCAAUCGCCCGUCAAGACGAGAACUUCAGUGCUUAUCCGAUUCUGGCCGACACCCUAUUUCGAGCCCACUCGCAACGAGGACUACAUAAAAAAGAAGCGGAAAGGCAAACCUCGCGCACCUCGCGUUGCCACUCCUCCCGCGCCUCUCCUUGAGCUUCGUCUCGCAGUGUCCGGCAACGAAAUAAAGGGCAUCGAGAGCUUCCGCGCUAUCAAGCAAACACAAGUAACGGACGUCAUGCUCCCCGCGUCCCUCGUCGACCUACGCUUCACGCAGGCCCAGUACGCUGUGCCCGAAGACGAACUUUCCGAGAUGGCUUCCUGGGAGCCGUUGAAUAAGUUUCUCAGAGCAUCGCAAUUCGACCUAGAGCGUGGUGAGCUCAAGACGCCGCCAAAGCAGUCGUUCUUCGUCCGCUGGUAUCCAACCAUGCAGCCUUUUUCCGGCGACACCGAAUCCGGAACGCCGCGAAACCUCGAUACCGAGUAUACGCUAGCAAGCCUAGAGAUUCAUCGCUCAAUCUCAAUGCCAUAUGAAGGAUUCAAAUUAUCAUAUACAUAUAUAGAGGCAGGGCCGGAGAGCGAGAGGAGAGCGGAAGUUACCUUGGAACCCGAAACUAGCGCUGGUCUCUCUAAGACGGACAUGCGUACAUAUCACGAUCGCUUCUUAGCAGCCUGCCAAAAACUCGCCAGCACUGAUGAGCUGUGGUCAGGAUUACAUAGCAUGUAAAUACGGGCUCGAUCACCUAGCUACAAACUAUCGUGUGUAAUAUAAUGUGCAUUUCUAAAGGUUUCAUGCUUCCUACUAUUUCGUAGAGCAGCCAAAGCCACACGCGAAACCUCUCUCUCUCUUACUCAAGUAUAGAUAGCCAUUGCAAUCUUCAUAGCGAGCAUAGCUGACACGUCAGUUUCGUAAACAGGUAACCUCAAAAUGUUACGUUUUCUGAAUAUCACGUCAAAUACGAAGACUAGUCAAAAAGUAUUUACAAUGAUAACAUUGACUCGGUGAUCCAGUAUACCAGAUAUUUAUCAAACAAUUAUACUAGCUUAGUAGGCCUCUAAGGGAUCAGUCGUAUUACGGAAGGGAUAGGGAAGCUUCCAGCAUGAAACCAUGAUUGACAAUAGAGAAAUCAAAUGUUAAUUUGAGAGGCACGGAGCGAGAUACAAAUAGUACAGCAGAAUUUUAUAGUCACUUUAGGGAACACAUCACAAUCACAGCAUAAAUAAGAGGGGUCACGGUCUAUGACUCUAUUUUACUACAAGCACAUGAUGAGAAAGUUUUGUCGCGGAAAUGCCCAUAACC